ACAACUACGCUUGUCUCUUCUCUGUAAAAGUUCUGAAACUUCGAAAGCUCUCGCGCUCUACUCGAUCUGCUCUAACUCUUCACAUCACCGGUCUCUCUUGCUUCAGCGUCAGUGAAAAAGCAUCGAAAAUGUCUUUGCGAGUUCUGAAUCCAAAUGCUGAAGUUCUCAACAAAUCUGCUGCUCUGCACAUGAACAUCAAUGCCGCUAAGGGUUUACAGGAUGUUCUCAAGACCAAUCUUGGACCUAAAGGCACCAUCAAGAUGCUUGUUGGUGGUGCUGGAGACAUCAAACUCACUAAAGAUGGAAAUACUCUCUUGAAGGAAAUGCAAAUUCAAAACCCAACGGCUAUUAUGAUUGCAAGGACGGCUGUGGCCCAAGAUGAUACAAGUGGUGAUGGUACAACUUCUACGGUUCUUUUCAUUGGCGAGCUCAUGAAACAAUCGGAACGUUACAUUGAUGAAGGGAUGCAUCCACGUGUAUUAGUUGAUGGUUUUGACAUAGCGAAAAGAGCAACUCUACAAUUUCUUGAGAAAUUCAAGACACCUGUUGUGAUGGGUGAUGAGCCUGACAAAGAGAUUUUGAAAAUGGUCGCAAGAACAACACUUAGGACGAAGUUGUAUGAAGCUUUGGCAGAUCAAUUGACAGAUAUAGUAGUUAAUGGGGUUCUCUGCAUUCGCAAGCCUGAUGAGCCUAUUGACUUGUUUAUGGUGGAAAUUAUGCAUAUGCGCCAUAAGUUUGAUGUAGAUACACGUUUGGUUGAGGGUCUUGUCCUUGAUCAUGGUUCUAGGCAUCCUGAUAUGAAACGAAGAGCAGAGAAUUGUUACAUUUUGACUUGUAAUGUAUCACUGGAGUACGAGAAGAGUGAGGUAAAUGCAGGAUUUUUCUACUCAAAUGCAGAGCAGAGAGAAGCAAUGGUUGCUGCUGAAAGGCGUCAAGUUGAUGAGAGAAUUAAAAAGAUCAUUGAACUGAAAAACAAGGUUUGCUCAGGCAAUGACAACAACUUUGUUGUUAUCAAUCAGAAAGGGAUUGAUCCUCCAUCACUGGACCUUUUUGCUAGAGCAGGGAUCAUUGCACUGCGUAGAGCAAAGAGAAGGAACAUGGAGCGGCUUGUUUUGGCUUGUGGAGGGGAGGCUGUGAAUUCUGUGGAUGACUUGACUCCAGAUUGUCUGGGAUGGGCUGGUCUAGUGUAUGAGCAUAUUCUUGGGGAAGAAAAGUAUACUUUUGUUGAGAAUGUGAAGAACCCUCUGUCUUGUACAAUUUUAAUAAAAGGACCUAAUGACCAUACUAUUGCUCAAAUUAAGGAUGCUGUUCGUGAUGGUCUGAGAGCAGUCAAAAAUACAAUUGAAGAUGUAGCAGUUGUAUUGGGUGCAGGAGCUUUUGAAGUUGCAGCCAGACAGUACCUAAUUAAUGAAGUUAAGAAAACCGUUCAAGGGCGUGCACAACUUGGUGUUGAAGCAUUUGCUGAUGCCCUUCUUGUGGUACCCAAAACUCUAGCAGAAAAUUCUGGCCUUGACACUCAAGAUGUUAUCAUUGGGCUCACGGGAGAGCAUGACAAGGGGAACAUUGUGGGAUUGAACCAGCAUACUGGAGAGCCAAUUGACCCUCAAAUGGAGGGCAUUUUUGAUAACUACUCUGUCAAGCGCCAAAUCAUAAACUCAGGGCCUGUCAUUGCAUCCCAAUUGUUGCUUGUUGAUGAGGUAAUUCGUGCUGGUCGAAACAUGCGGAAGCCAAAUUAGUUCCUCCCUUUUUUGGGUUUUGACUGUUUCCUCUGCAUUUGGGGUGAACAUCUGUUUUGCAAGAUGGGGUCUGCACUUUUUUUUGGCUGAUGAACUACUUGAGAGUAGGGGCAUUGCCCAAGUGUUGAGUGGUGUCGUCAAUUUUGUAUAAUUACUGAACCUGUUCAUUUAGAAGAAAAAAUGUAGACUUUGAAGUU
This is a messenger RNA of Telopea speciosissima, 1933 nucleotides long. RefSeq names its product T-complex protein 1 subunit zeta 1. Lineage: Eukaryota; Viridiplantae; Streptophyta; Magnoliopsida; Proteales; Proteaceae. Gene Ontology annotation, biological process: protein folding. Gene Ontology annotation, cellular component: chaperonin-containing T-complex. The record is from RefSeq and is a predicted model, not a curated record. The transcript has 15 exons. The coding region runs from base 129 to 1736 and encodes 535 amino acids. Gene Ontology annotation, molecular function: ATP hydrolysis activity; ATP binding; ATP-dependent protein folding chaperone.